AUGGCGGUACAAUCCAAACUCUCGGGCCACGCCCGCACGAUCCGCGGCCUAAUAACCACGCUCACGAAGCUCUACCUCGCCAACCGAAGCCGCAUCUCCAAAGCCGUAUGGAUCACGCUCUUCGUCGCACUCGUCAAUCGCGUGCGCAAUGCGAUAUCUGAGCAGAAAGCAGCCUCUCAGCGCGAAGCCUCGCAGCGAACAGCUCGCCGGGGGACCGUCUCCAUCAGCGAUGAUGCCGGUGAGGCUGCUGCUGAGGGCGCGCAUGGCGGCAAGAAGCGCAAGAAGGUGGAGCUGAACCGCGAGUUUUUCCGGUCGUUGCUGAGGCUGUUGAGGAUUGUUGUUCCUGGGUGGAGGAGCAAGGAGGCGAGGCUGUUGAUUAGCCAUUCGUUUUUCUUGGUGGUUAGGACGCUGAUUAGUGUCAAGGUGGCGGCUAUGGAUGGUGCGAUUGUGAAGAGUUUGGUGAAGGGGAAUGGGAGGGAGUUUUUGAUGAGGAUUGUGUGGUGGAUGCUUAUUGCGGUGCCCGCCACGUUUACGAAUUCCAUGCUCUCCUAUCACCAAGCCGAGUUGUCGCUGAAGUACAGGGCGAGACUCACGCAGUUUAUCCACGACAAGUACUUGUCCCAGCUCACCUUCUACGGACUGUCGGCGCUGGAUGACCGGAUAAAGAAUCCCGAUCAGCUUAUUGCUGUCGAUGUCGCCAAGUUCUCUAACAGCUUGGCUGAGCUGUACAGCAAUCUGGCCAAGCCUCUCUUGGAUAUGACCAUCUACACGUACUCGCUCUCUCGCAGCGUAGGGGGAGAGGGCGUCGUCUUCAUGUCACUCCUCGUCCAGCUCUCCGCCAACGUCAUGCGGGCACUAACACCGCCCUUCGGCAAAUACGUUGCCGACGAGGCCAGGCUCGAGGGAGAAUUCCGCUUCCAGCACUCCCGACUAAUCGACUACAGCGAAGAAGUAGCCCUGUAUGCCGGCCACGAAGCCGAGAAGGACACGCUCGACAAGGGCUACUUCACCCUCAUCAAGCAUGUAAACUACAUCCUCCGCCGGCGCUUCUACCACGGAUUCAUGGAAGACUUUGUCAUCAAGUACUUCUGGGGCGCGCUGGGCCUCAUCCUCUGCAGUAUGCCCGUCUUCAUCAAGCUUCCCGGCCAGGUUGCCAUGAACAUGGGAGACAGGACCGAGAGCUUCGUUACGAACCGGCGCAUGUUGCUGUCGGCGUCGGAUGCGUUUGGCCGCAUCAUGUUCUCCUAUAGGGAGAUUAUGGAGCUAGCGGGCUAUACCUCUCGUGUUGCGUCUCUUCUCGAGGUCAUGGAUGACAUCCAGGCCGGUCACUUUGAGAAGAAGCUUGUCUCUAGCUCUGGUACUGAGAAUAACGAGGCGGUGCUCAAGGGGCGAGGCACCGUCGUUGAAAGCAAGGACAUUCGGUUUAUCGAUGUCCCUAUUAUCUCUCCCAACGGCGACGUCCUCGUCAAGGCCCUCUCCUUUUCCCUCAAGCAAGGCGACCACCUUCUCGUAGUCGGCCCCAACGGAUGCGGCAAGUCGUCCCUCUUCCGCAUCCUCGGCGGCCUAUGGCCCGUCUACGGCGGCACGGUAUACAAACCCCCCUUCACGGACAUCUUCUACAUCCCGCAGCGACCGUACCUCAGCCGCGGAUCCCUCCGACAGCAAAUCAUCUACCCGGACAGCCUGCGCGCCAUGCGAGCCAAGGGCGUCACGGACGCCGACCUCUACAAGAUCCUCGCGUCGCUGGGCCUCGAGCAUCUCGUGGGCCUCUACGAGGAAGGGUGGGACGCCGAGGCCGAGUGGCGCGACGUGCUCUCGGGCGGUCUGCAGCAGCGAGUGGCCAUGGCGCGGCUCUUCUACCAUAAGCCGCGAUAUGCCAUCCUCGAUGAGUGCACGAGUAGCGUGACGCUCGAGAUCGAGAAGGCCAUGUAUGAUGGGGCCAAGGCGCUUAACAUUACGCUCAUGACGGUCAGCCACCGCCGGAGCUUGUGGAAGUACCAUAGUUGGAUCCUGCAGUUUGACGGGCAGGGGAACUAUGUUUUUACGAAGCUGGAUGCGGAUAGGAGGUUGAAGCUGGAGGAUGAGAAGGAAGAGUUGGAGGUUUUGUUGAGGCAGGUACCGGAGUUGGAGAGGAGGAUGGAGGAGUUGACUUCGGCGUGA
Scedosporium apiospermum is the source of this 2160-nucleotide messenger RNA. RefSeq names its product ATP-binding cassette sub-family D member 1. The coding region runs from base 1 to 2160 and encodes 719 amino acids. Gene Ontology annotation, molecular function: ATP binding; ATP hydrolysis activity; long-chain fatty acid transmembrane transporter activity. Lineage: Eukaryota; Fungi; Ascomycota; Sordariomycetes; Microascales; Microascaceae. The record is from RefSeq and is a predicted model, not a curated record. Gene Ontology annotation, cellular component: peroxisomal membrane. The transcript has 4 exons. Gene Ontology annotation, biological process: long-chain fatty acid import into peroxisome; very long-chain fatty acid catabolic process; fatty acid beta-oxidation.